GCGAGGCUCGCAACGCGGUCACUGCAAUAAAGUAACGUGCAAGUUUCGCAUGUAAACAAGACCAAAGAGAAGUCAAGCAUCAGAACAAACAACAAACAUCCCCAAGCAUGAUAGGUACCUAGGUAUAUGUCCAUACCACGAUAAGCCGUCAUAAAAUGGCUUCUUCAUUCCGGCGUCUCGCCAAAGACUUCGCUGCCUUACAGGCUUCUCUUCCUCCGAAUUAUCUCUUUCCAGAAAGCGACGACGCCCUCUCGGUUCCUGACGACCUCACACAACUUGUGGUGCUUGUCACGGGCGCAGAAGGCACCCCAUAUUCGCAAGGACUAUGGCGGUUACAUCUCAAGAUACCGCACGACUAUCCCAAGAGUCCUCCAAAGGCGACAUUCAAAACCCGGAUAUAUCACCCAAAUGUGGAGGAGACGACCGGCGCAGUCUGCCUGGAAACAUUGAAGCGAGACUGGGACCCCAAAUUGACCCUCAAAGACAUCCUGGUGACGAUAUCCUGUCUCCUUAUCCAGCCAAACCCGGACUCGGCGCUCAAUGCCGCCGCCGGGGCACUUAUACAAGAAGAUUACGAGGCAUUCUCAACACAAGCGAAACUCAUGACCAGAAUCCAUGCGCCUAUUCCUUCGCAUCUAACUAGCGCUGUGCAGGAAGCCAAGCGACGUGGUGAGGAGCACGAUGCUGAAGAGGAGAGGAUGAAGCGGUCAGCAGAGGCGGCGGACUCUGGUACAGAAGACAGAAAGAUGGGCCAAAGUAGCAGGAAAGAGAGGGGCCUCCUUAGCAAAGCUGGGAAAGGAAAGCGCCCUCUUUCAGACUUGUCUCUACCCGUCGAUGGAGACCAAUAUAAUGGACAGGACAAUGCGGCGCCCAACAAUACGGAAAAGGCUUGCCCCAUCUUUUUGGACGACAACACCGGACAGCGGCCACGAAAGUCGCCCAAGACAAAGCGUUCUGAUGGUCCCAAUACACAAAACACAACCCAGUUCCAGGUAUCGAGUGAUGAGGUCGGAAAAGAGAACAAAACCGCCCCUGUCAAGCCUGCGGCUCUUUCUUCUGCCGAAGCUGCUACUUCCAGGCCUACAGCACUGCGGAAGGUUUCGAACGUGGGCGCUAGAAGAAAAGCACAGCCACGUGUGGGAAUUCGACGGUUAUGAUACCAAAGUCAGCGGGUCCAUGCAUUGGUUAAUUAUGGGUACUUUGAUUCGAGCAUUCUUUGAAUCUUGUCUUUUCAACCACUAGUCUGAGCGUUCAAGCGAGAGAGAGUGAUGACGAAGCAAAAGGGGAACGGCACGUACAGUAUGGCAUUGAAUGGAAAGGCUGGCGUUGACAUGGGGGAAGGGUUCCUGGUUAGAGGGCGUUUGCGCAACCUUGUCACUACUGUGUUAUUCCCCCACUGCCGGGGACAGUCCAUAGCAACCCGCAAAAACAACGACAGAUGAUUUCCAUCCCGCCUGAGGACUUCCUGCCUCGCGACCGGCCUCGACCAGCAAACAAUAUAGCGACGUCGUCUUGUCCGGCGAGAACAAACAAGCAUAAAGCACUAAUGGUUGACCAGAACUGCCGGCUGGUAUGGAGACCCCUGGAUCUACGUUGCUCAUGCAAGGGGUUGCGUGCUGGUGACUCUUCCAUACUACGCCUCUGGUGACCGAGGGUGUAUGUACCUCACCAGGUGUAUACCCGGAGUACAGGCUGAGUGGCCAGUCCCUGGGGAUCUCAUGAAAAACAAGGGGCCCGGUCCAGCCACUGCAUCGAUUACUAGUAUCAACCAACCAGCCCCCAGGAUUUCCCAGCGCUAAACCGCAACCAG
Exophiala dermatitidis NIH/UT8656 is the source of this 1810-nucleotide messenger RNA. RefSeq names its product ubiquitin-conjugating enzyme E2 S. The transcript has 2 exons. The coding region runs from base 156 to 1157 and encodes 333 amino acids. The record is from RefSeq and is a predicted model, not a curated record. Lineage: Eukaryota; Fungi; Ascomycota; Eurotiomycetes; Chaetothyriales; Herpotrichiellaceae.